AUGGCUGAAAGAAGAAAUGUUCUUGCCGAGAAGCACAGACGAGGCGAAGCUGUAAGACUGGUAAGAGCAACAAUGAAAGGAAGGAGGAAGCAGUCUGCAGAUGUUGGUACAAAACUCCAAAAUCAUUCACAUCAAUCAAGACCAUCGAAAAAGAGAAAAACAACUGAACCUGAGAGCAGAAUGAUUGGUAAGACAAAAGGAAAAGCUUCUAUGCAAAGGUUUGGGAAUGCGGGUAACAAUUACCGAGUUCCUUCUUCAAUUGGACAAGUGAAAAAGAAGCAAAAAUCAAGGUUAAGAGUCUCUAAUACUUCUAGUCAUGGAAACCCUGGUCAUUUCACUGUAGGGAUGAGUUCCAUUCAUCAUUCCAAUGAUGGUCCCGUUCUAAAUUCUUAUCAACCUCAUCGGCACUUUCACCACCGAAGUGUACCUCACCAGUUUACCGGCUAUGAUAUUGGAACCACUUCAACAAUGUGUAGUGUAGAGUUUGUGGAUUUGCCAGACGGACAAUUGGGUCUUAUUAAUGCCAAAGAUUAA
Messenger RNA from Hibiscus syriacus, 534 nucleotides. RefSeq lists its product as uncharacterized. Bases 1 to 534 code for a protein of 177 amino acids. The record is from RefSeq and is a predicted model, not a curated record. NCBI's taxonomy places the organism in Eukaryota, Viridiplantae, Streptophyta, Magnoliopsida, Malvales, Malvaceae. The transcript has 3 exons.